AUGAAAUAUUUAGAUAGCUCGUUAUAAAAUAUAUCUCUCUAUUACAGUGAGAUAAAAAAGCUCUUUUCUGAUUAGCCAGCUGUCAUCGAAAAUCUGAAUAAAUUAUUUUAUCAUGAUGCCCGCAUCAAAUCAAAUGAUGCGAUCUAAUAAUUAGAGUCCAUUUUUAGGCAAGACAAGAAUAGAAUCAAUCUACUAGAGUAAACUAAAAAUCUGAUUCUCAAGGGAAACCUCGACCAACAGUAAUAAUUAGAUUUAAUAUCAAUCUAAUUUAAAGAUGAUCCAGAAGCACUUAAAGAAAUUCAAAAUGCAUUCAAAUUGAAGAAGUAGAAGCAGAAAAUAUAAGUGGAUUGGGAUGACAUCAAAACCAAAAGAGUAAAGCCCAAUCCUCCUACCAUGGAAGAAAUAUAAUCAUAUUAAGCUUAUUAUACUUAAUAUUUUUACAAUAACGCUUAUUAACUACAAGUAAGCAGAGAGAUUAAAAAUGAAAUUAUUGUGUUGGAUAAACUAAGAUUAAAGUGUUUUAGCCAUUUUACAUAAGAAUCUGAUUUUAAUCAAUUCUUUUAUGAAUUUGUAAAUGUCAUUCAUUUAUAUACAGAAUGCAUAAUCACUCAAUACGAGCUUAUGGAUAUUUUGUCAUCACACACAUGGAUUGAUUAAGAGAUUAUAGAUGAACUCAGAAUUGCUAUUUUCACUAGAGCACCUGCACGUCGGCAAUAAACUUAAUUAUUUAAACCACUUAAAGAUACAGACUUUAAGAAUGCUGAACAUAUCACUGGUUCAUAUGUGAGAAUGCAUCCUGGUUAUGCAAACAUAAUGAAGGAAGACCCAAAAUUACCAAAUGUUUUAAAUCAUCUAUGGGUUUCUGUACCAUUUGGUAGUGAAGAUUACUCAUUUUCAAUCAUGAGAAAAAACAGUUUUGAGGAGUAACUGUUCAAAAUAGAAGAUGAAAUGUUCGAAUAUGAUGUCAAUAUUAAUUGCUACAGAAGAACUAUUAAAUUACUUGAUUAAUUGAUUGCAGGAAACAACCAAUAAGCUAUUGAACAGCAAAUAAGGAAAAUACUCCAAAUUAAGUGUUUACAAUCAGUCUACAAAACCAAUAGUAAAGAUUAAGAGGAAGUUAUAACAUUAUGGUAGAAGAAUCCAGUGGGGUGCUCUCCUAUCCUAAGAGAUAGAUUGAAUCAAAAAUGUUAGGAAUUGAUUAAAUCUAGAGAUAUUGCAAAUCAAACAUGGAAAAUCACUUAAAAAAACAAUUUCUCAAGAUCUUUAGAUCAUCGAUCCUUUUAUUUCAAGAAAAAUGAAAAGUAGUAUACUUGCGCUUCAAGAUUUCUAAAAGAACCUGACGAAAAAUUCACAUUAAUAUAAGCAAAUACUGCAAUUUAAGCAGAAUAUUUGAACUCUUUGGUAUAAUUAACUACAAUUAAACCACUCAGUCAUGGAAAAUAGGUUAAUAUCAAUGAAAUUGACUAAACCACUGUGUUUAGUUUAUAUAUUUCCAAUAAAACUCUUUUGGAAGAAACAUUUGAGAUCUUUAAGUAUUAUGUAGAAUAAUCAAAUUUAAAUGAAUCAGAGUGGAUUCUUGAUUUAUUUUAGAAACUAUGUUAAGGAUACUUUAAUCUUGAGCUGGUUGAUCAGAAUUAUAAUUUUUCACUUUUGAGAGGAGACUUAUCAACUAUUGAAUAGUACGUUACUAAUUCAUCAUUCUCCUAUAUAGAUUAGUUUAACAUUGAAUAAGAAUAAACUAAAAAAUCUCAUUUGAAUAACAAUAAUUCAAAUAGUAACAAUAGAAAGGACUCAGAUGAUUUUGAAGAAUCUGAUUAUGAACUAUAGAGAAUCAAAACUCUUAAAUCACCUCUUAUUGAUGAAGAAGAUGUGUUUCCAAGAAACUCAUUAUAAUUACUUUCAAACACUAAAAGUAACUUUAAACCCCAAGGAAAAAUCAUUUAUGGAACAUCCGGAAUAUAUUUAUUUUUUCGAUAUUUCUAUUCGUUGUAUCAAAGAAUUGAAUUGGCACAUUAAAUUAGUUAGAAUUUUGAAUAAAAUGAGAAAUUUGAAAAAUUGAAUGAAAAAGAAAAAAAGAAAAUAAUUGAAAUUAGAUACAAGUUAUUUAAGCAUGCUCUCCUUUACUCAAUUAAAAAUAAGGAUUUCAAAUAUCAAGACUACUUAAGUUUACUUUUUGGAAAACAAGUGAAUGCUUUUCUAUUCUAUACUAUUGAUAAAAUGCUGUCAGAUUGUUGUAAACACUUAGCCAGCUUAUUAAAUGAUAAAUUGACAGAUUCUUUCUUUGAUUUCUUGUUCAAGUCAAACAAUGACAAAUACGAGUUAGAUCCAACUAAAACUGAGGAAGUUUAAUUAAGUAACCUAUCUUUUGCGUUGCUAGAUUUAUAAUGGGAACAAGCACAACGAUUUUGCUUAUAAGAUGAUAGUUUACAUAUAAAUUAUUUGCCUAAUUGGUCGAGUAUUUAAGAUAAAUAAUAAUUAAAUCGAAUCUCAUAAUUUGUUAAAUCUUACACAACAACCUAUUCAAAUAGAAUCAAAGGUGUAUUUUUGCAAAGAAAUUUAAGAGACGCCAGGGCAAGUACUUAAAAUCAAAUGGAAUGGACAGUCUUUGAUUAGAUGAAAAUAAAAAAUAAUUUGUCUGAUAUUUUAAUUAAAUGA
Messenger RNA from Paramecium tetraurelia, 2655 nucleotides. RefSeq lists its product as uncharacterized. Gene Ontology annotation, molecular function: transcription corepressor activity. Lineage: Eukaryota; Ciliophora; Oligohymenophorea; Peniculida; Parameciidae. The record is from RefSeq and is a predicted model, not a curated record. Gene Ontology annotation, cellular component: chromatin; histone deacetylase complex. Gene Ontology annotation, biological process: negative regulation of transcription by RNA polymerase II. The transcript is spliced from 7 exons.